AUGUCUGACCCUCAAGAAACUCACGUAGAGCAACUACCAGAAUCUGUUGUUGACGCACCAGUCGAAGAACAACACCAAGAACCACAGGCUCCACAGGCUCCAGAGGCUCCACAAGUUCCCCAGGAAUCCGCUCCACAGGAAUCUCUUCCACAGGAAUCCGCUCCACAAGAACCACUAGCUCCACAAGAACAACAUGACGUUCCUCCACCAUCCAAUGCUCCGGUUUACGAAGGCGAAGAAUCUCAUAGUGUCCAAGACUACCAACAGGCCCACCAACACCACCAACCACCCGAACCCCAACCAUAUUAUCCUCCUCCUCCUCCUGGUGAACACAUGCACGGUCGCCCACCAAUGCACCACCGUCAAGAAGGUGAACUUUCGAAUACUAGGUUGUUUGUUAGACCUUUCCCAUUAGAUGUUCAAGAAUCUGAGUUGAAUGAAAUCUUUGGUCCAUUUGGACCAAUGAAGGAAGUCAAGAUCUUGAACGGUUUUGCGUUUGUUGAAUUUGAAGAAGCAGAUUCUGCUGCCAAAGCUAUUGAAGAAGUUAACGGUAAAAGUUUUGCCAAUCAACCUUUGGAAGUUGUUUACUCGAAAUUGCCUGCCAAGAGAUACCGUAUCACCAUGAAAAACUUACCAGAAGGUUGUUCAUGGCAAGAUCUUAAAGAUUUGGCCAGAGAGAAUAGUCUAGAAACUACUUUUUCUAGCGUCAACACCAGAGAUUUUGACGGUACUGGUGCUUUAGAAUUCCCUAGUGAAGAGAUCUUGGUCGAAGCCUUGGAGAGAUUAAACAACAUCGAAUUCAGAGGCUCUGUCAUUACUGUUGAAAGAGAUGACAAUCCUCCACCAAUCAGAAGAUCAAAUAGAGGUGGCUUUAGAGGCCGUGGUGGCUUUAGAGGCGGCUUCAGAGGCGGCUUCAGGGGUGGCUUUUCUAGGGGCGGCUUUGGUGGCCCCAGAGGUGGAUUUGGUGGUCCAAGAGGCGGCUACGGUGGCUAUUCCAGAGGCGGCUACGGUGGCUACUCCAGGGGCGGAUACGGUGGCUCCAGAGGUGGUUACGAUAGCCCUAGAGGCGGUUACGAUAGUCCAAGAGGCGGUUACUCCAGAGGCGGCUAUGGCGGGCCAAGAAAUGAUUACGGUCCUCCAAGAGGUAGCUACGGUGGUUCAAGAGGUGGUUAUGAUGGUCCAAGAGGCGAUUAUGGUCCUCCAAGAGAUGCAUACAGAACCAGAGAUGCUCCACGUGAAAGAUCUCCAACCAGGUAA
Saccharomyces paradoxus is the source of this 1257-nucleotide messenger RNA. RefSeq names its product mRNA-binding protein NPL3 (gene NPL3). Bases 1 to 1257 code for a protein of 418 amino acids. Gene Ontology annotation, molecular function: mRNA binding. The record is from RefSeq and is a predicted model, not a curated record. The transcript has a single exon. Gene Ontology annotation, cellular component: nucleus; cytoplasm; ribonucleoprotein complex. NCBI's taxonomy places the organism in Eukaryota, Fungi, Ascomycota, Saccharomycetes, Saccharomycetales, Saccharomycetaceae.